AUCAGUAUGUCUGGUCGUGGUAAAGGAGGUAAAGGUCUCGGAAAAGGUGGCGCUAAGCGUCACCGAAAGAUCCUUCGUGAUAACAUCCAAGGUAUCACCAAGCCAGCCAUCCGUCGUCUUGCUCGCCGUGGCGGUGUCAAGCGAAUCUCCGGCCUCAUCUACGAGGAGACCCGUGGUGUUCUCAAAGUCUUUCUUGAGAACGUGAUUCGUGAUGCUGUGACAUACACGGAGCACGCCAAGAGAAAGACUGUGACAGCCAUGGAUGUGGUGUACGCUCUGAAGAGACAAGGCCGCACUCUGUACGGAUUUGGCGGUUAGACAGACCAUCCUGACACAAUACAAACGGCUCCUUUAGGAGCCACCAAAUGCAAAGAAAGUCAUGA
This is a messenger RNA of Pocillopora verrucosa, 383 nucleotides long. NCBI's taxonomy places the organism in Eukaryota, Metazoa, Cnidaria, Anthozoa, Scleractinia, Pocilloporidae. The record is from RefSeq and is a predicted model, not a curated record.